GUCAGCGUACUGCUGCAGCUGUCCAUGGUUGUGUAGUGGGAGCCAGAGAGGGUCUGGGUACGUGCGAGAUGCGGCCAUAGUCACGCUCCACUCUCCAACAUUAUAACCCGCUGGGAUCGUUAGUUUUGCAGCACAUCAGAGCCGACUGAAAGCCUGAGAACGUAAGGCAUCAUGGCUGAGCAGCAGAGGCAGCGCUCUCUGUCCACCGCUGGUGAGUCUCUCUACCACGUGUUGGGAGUUGAAAAGAUGGCCACAACGGAUGACAUUAAGAGAUCUUACAGGAAGCUGGCGUUGAAGUUUCACCCUGACAAGAAUCCUGACAAUCCAGAAGCAGCAGAUAAGUUCAAGGAGAUAAACAAUGCCCAUGCCAUUCUGAAUGACCCCACGAAGCGUAAUAUUUACGACAAAUAUGGCUCUCUGGGACUGUAUGUGGCUGAGCAGUUUGGAGAGGAGAAUGUUAACACUUACUUUGUCCUUUCAAGCUGGUGGGCAAAGGCUCUGUUUGUAUUCUGUGGCCUGGCUACUGGCUGCUACUUCUGUUGCUGCCUGUGUUGCUGCUGUAACUGCUGCUGUGGAAAAUGUAAACCAAGACCUCGGGAGGGCCAGGACCAGGACUUUUACGUGUCGCCCGAGGACCUGGAGGCUCAGCUGCAGUCUGAUGAGAGAGAGGCUGGUGGUGACCCUAUAGUGCUGCAACCAUCAGCAACAGAGACAACCCAGCUAACAUCGGAUGGGCACUACUCCUACCACACUGACACCGGCUUCAACUAACCCUCUGCUCCCAUCAAUCCUGGCCUGCAGUCCUGCCUGCUUCCUUGCUCCACCUCAGUGAGACGAAAGAAAGGGGCAAUCCAUCUUUCCACUUCAGAAAGGGAGCCAUGUGGAGGAGAGGGACUAGUAAGCAUGGCCCAUGAAAGGAACUAAUGAAGUCACAUCCCUUACACCCCUCCCUGAUUGGUCCACCUACUUAUCUCUCCCCCCAGUACGAGAAGAAAAGAGAAACAACUAAAUUGUUUCCUUUUUAUUUCUUCUUUUGUAUUUCUUGGCCUUUAACCACACAGGUCGCCUACCCCACUUUCCCUCUCCCAUAUUUUGCAUCAUGGUGUAGCAUGCACUGUUUAUAAAACAUGGUCUCCACAUAUUUUGCAACAUUUUUAGUUUGCAAGACUCAUAAUGUAGGUGCAUACGUACGUGCAAUAUGUUCAUACGAGUACAGUUCACAAGGAG
Seriola dumerili (greater amberjack) is the source of this 1227-nucleotide messenger RNA. RefSeq names its product DnaJ heat shock protein family (Hsp40) member C5 (gene dnajc5aa). The record is from RefSeq and is a predicted model, not a curated record. Gene Ontology annotation, cellular component: presynapse; intracellular membrane-bounded organelle; membrane. Gene Ontology annotation, biological process: regulation of synaptic vesicle cycle. NCBI's taxonomy places the organism in Eukaryota, Metazoa, Chordata, Actinopteri, Carangiformes, Carangidae. The transcript has 5 exons. The coding region runs from base 172 to 771 and encodes 199 amino acids.